ACCAUCGAAACUACACUUGAACUACGCUUGCGUAUUAACUAGGCGAUGGACAACUAACAGCGCCAGUCAAGUGCAUUUAUGAACUUUAAUGUGCUAAGACGGUCUCGUGCUUAGCCUUAUUCUUUAUCCAAUUGCUGAGUUUUUGGGGGGUCCAACGUUUCAUAGUUCGUGAAGAUGGAAUUUGCUAUGGUGGGCGCGGACAGCGGGAGUUGCAACAACCACCUGCCCUACGGAUAUGCACAGGCUCGUGCCAGAGAGAGAGAGCGCGAGCGGGAGAGACAGUCGCGCGCAGUGGCGACGGCAUCAUCAGCUGAAGCUGUAACGGUUGGAGAGGGAGGUGGGUCCUGUGGCCAUCCCCACAACAACCCGCAUCAGAGUCGAACCGCCUCUUCAACGAAUGCCAACAACAGUAGCGCCGGGACCGCCUCGUGCCCCUCCUCCUCCCAGCAGCCGCAACAGCAGCAGCAACACCAAGAGCCACCACAGCAACUUCUCAGAGAGCGAAAAAAGCAAAGAGGCGUCUCGCGCUGGAGACGGAACCGCGCAGCACUCGGUGGGGAUCUGCGCCACUCAGAGUUGGCGCUCCUAGGGUCCGAGGAGGACAUAAUGAUUGAGGAGGACGAGGCAGAGGGCGAGGAAGAAGAGGAGGACAGGGGAAGUAAGAGAUCGAGUUUUGUCUAUAACAUGGAUGAUGAAGAGGAGACGGUUUCUUUAACGGACAGGCGUCCUCAGUCAGGGUACGAAAAUGUUUACAAUGAGUACGGCUGCUGCGAGAGAGUUGUCAUCAACGUGUCAGGCUUGAAGUUUGAAACUCAAAUGAAGACUCUCGCACAGUUCCCCGACACUCUCUUGGGGGACCCUGAGAAACGAAUCAGGUACUUCGAUCCUCUGCGCAACGAAUACUUUUUUGACAGGAACAGACCAAGCUUCGACGCCAUUCUAUACUUCUAUCAGUCAGGGGGGCGAUUAAAGCGACCCGCCAACGUGCCGUUUGACAUAUUUUCCGAAGAGGUGAAGUUCUAUGAACUCGGCGAAGAGGCAAUGCUCAAGUUUCGCGAGGAUGAGGGCUUUGUGAAAGAGGAAGAGAAGCCGCUACCCGAGGACGAGUUUAAACGUCAGAUCUGGCUCUUGUUCGAGUAUCCAGAGAGUUCAAGUCCAGCCAGAGGGAUUGCGGUCGUGUCGGUCUUGGUUAUCGUCAUAUCCAUUGUUAUUUUUUGUUUAGAAACAUUGCCAGAAUUCAGGGAUGACAAAGAAUUCCUCAGCCCAGGUAAAAAUUCCACACACGCAGACAAUGGAUUCACGCCAUUUAAUGAUCCAUUUUUCAUCGUUGAGACAGUAUGCAUAAUUUGGUUCUCAUUUGAGAUAAUUGUCCGUUUUUUUGCUAGCCCCAGCAAACCUGCUUUCUUUAAAAACGCAAUGAACUCCAUAGACAUUGUCUCUAUUUUGCCUUAUUUCAUAACUCUUGGCACAGACCUCGCUCAACAACAAGGCAACGGACAACAGGCAAUGAGUUUCGCGAUUCUGAGAAUAAUACGGCUUGUCAGAGUGUUUAGGAUCUUCAAGCUGUCUCGACAUUCUAAAGGUCUCCAGAUUCUCGGACACACAUUACGCGCAAGCAUGCGAGAACUGGCGCUGCUCAUCUUCUUUCUUGUCAUCGGUGUCAUUCUGUUCUCUAGCGCCGUGUACUUUGCGGAGGCUGAUGAGCCGUCGUCACAGUUCACGAGCAUUCCAGAUGCUUUUUGGUGGGCUGUGGUGACCAUGACCACGGUGGGUUACGGGGACAUGAAGCCUAUAACAGUUGGGGGUAAAAUAGUGGGCUCGUUGUGCGCCAUAGCAGGUGUCCUGACCAUUGCGCUUCCAGUGCCCGUCAUCGUGUCCAACUUCAAUUACUUUUAUCACCGGGAAACUGAUAACGAAGAUCCGACGACCGUUGUUGAACAGCCCCCACCAGGUUGCCCGUAUUUUCCGGAUUUCCUCAGAAAAUUAAAAGGGUCCCCAUCGGGGUCGUCUUUGGGUGACAAGGCUGCUGAGUAUAUGGAGAUGGAAGAAGGCGUCACGGAAUCUCUGUGCGGUGCUGACACGCAGAGCCCGAGUAGAGGGAACGGUACUGAUAUAGGCGGGAAAAACAGUUCACAUUCACGAAACCUACAGACAGAUGUAUGAUUAUAAAAAGACGAUAACCUUUUUUGAGAUGUUUUCGUGAAGAUGACUGCACAAAUAAAUCAGUUAACAGCACACAUGCACGCACGGUUGCGCACUUACAACGUGAAGACAUACGCUCGUGCGCAAACACACAGAGAAGCUCACACACGCAUACUCAAGUUAUGGACCUAAGCUGAAACAUUUUUGCAAUGUGGCUACAUUUGUAGAGAAACAUACGCUGUAAUCCAGUGACAGGCAACGCAAAAAUCACCAGCUUUACAUGACGUGGAGAGGAUAUCUGCCCACCUGUUCUGUUGAUAGAACUGAAGAACUACCUGUUCAUUAAAUGAAGGCAACAAAGAGAAAUUUGCAUAGGCACUUUAUGAGUUACGUUUGUCAGUAAUUGUAGAAGAGUUCUUAUCCAAUGCUAUUAUGCAAUAACGUUAAAAUCGUUUGCACUAUCAUCAAUUAUGUUAUAGUCUCCUAGGCAGGGAGGCAGCACAUUGACUGAUAAAAUAAUAAUAAUAUACAUUGUAUUAACAAUUCGAAAUAAUAUGAAAUAACUACGCUGCAACAAUCACUGCUGAGAGCAAAGAAAAUGAAUUCUAAAACUACUUGAUGUUUCCCAUAUUAAUGAAUUAUUCUUUUUUUAAUUAUUAAUUGGAGAGCAGAACGCAUGACCAAGGGAAUAUUAUCCUAAAUCAAAUUUUGGCAAGAUGUGUCAGCAUGCCAGUAUUCAGGAUGUACUUCAUUCUGGUAAAACCCUAUUAGCAACCCCUGUGUAGUUAUUUGUGCAUUGUCCAGGAUAGCUGAAGAGUCAUUUUGAUCAGUCCCUUUGUGAGUAUUGAAAAACAAAACAAUCAUCUUUGUUUUUGUGAAACAUACACUGCACUCUUUUGUUCGUUUUCAACUCUCAAUCAUCAUGCGAGGAUUCAUUCUCUCUAAGCAUAAAUGUCACAAUAUGGUAAGCCGAUGCCAAAACACCAGUUUUACAUUCUCCAACAAAGUCAACGACACCAGGCUUGAAGGAUCGGUUGGCCACUGCUUUCAAGUUACUGUUUUGGAAGUAUAAUUCAAGGGAAUGCUUCAUGCAACUAUUUCUUCGUCCCUUUACCAACUGUCAGUGCGUCCCUUUAUAAAAAUACUGAUGGAAAUAACAAGUCAAGCAGCACUGGAGGGAACAUGAACUCGUCUCCAGCGCUUUGUCGGACUUCAUGCACAAGAGUGGGCUACCUGCGUUCCGGAACGACCACACGGAGGGCACGAUGACUAAUGAGCAUGCGCAGUUUACCGUUCAAGCUAAGUGUUACGAGUCUUGCCUACGAGAGACUUUUCCGUCAGCCUAUGAACUCCUACAGUACAGAAAUGAAUGGACAUGGCUGGCAGUCAGCGGACGGAAAGUGGACCGCUGGUGUCAUGGACACUGCAUCCUCUCCAUCGAGCAGUAGACAGGAAGUCCAUCAUCAAGCCAGGUGUCGAACUGUUUAAGACCCACCCCAACAAAUGCCUUAAAGACACAGUACACUACAUCUCUAUGUAGAGGAACCUGCAGCAGGAUACUUCUUUACAAAGCUUGACAUGUUUUCAUUUUCUUCUUUACGAGUGAUUCAGUGUCUUGCAAGAACAGAUGUGAAUAUUUUCUUAUAAUAGAGAAAUAUUUGUUUGGGUGUAGUAUUGCCACUUGGUUUUGUGUGGUAGGACUGGUGAAAGUUGUUAAAUAAGUGAAGGGAAAGUCUACUGUUUGUCCAUGGCAGCCUCUUCCAUCUAGUUUUAUUUUCAUUCCUAAACCAAAAGACUGCCGACUGGAAUUGAGAUAUUCAGCAGCACUGCUCAAUGAUGUCAGUCUUGAUGCCUUGUGGGGUCACACAGUUACAGUAUAAAUGCAGGGUCAAAGUCACAUUCCCCUCACUGGUUUUCACCAGACCUCAAAUAACAAUCACCCGCUUUUCGAUAAGAGUAGCUAUGUCCUAGUCAUAACUCCUAAAUUAAACAUAAGUAAUAGUCGGAUUCGAAGCGUUGCUGUUUUGAGGGCCUUGGUGGUCUCCAAGGUAUAUAUGACAAAGCACAGGGAGUGAAUUGCGGGUACCAUCAGGUUCGGUGGACAGCUGGUUGACGUUCAUGCGAGUCGGUGCAGCACUGGACUGAUGCCCAGUGCUCAGAUGGUGAGCCGAGUCUGUUUAUCUCAGCAGUCGCAUGCGUCUGAAUCCACUUUAAAUGACAGCAAUGUCCAAUUUAGAGCCACAUCUACAGAUGGAUUUAUAAAUAUUACCCAUCGGUUUAUUGAAAUAGGAAUAACGAGAGCACUGCAGCACUUCUAAAGCGUAUUAUAAUGCUUUUCUGUUGUAAACUGGAAUUUUGUUUGUGCAAUUCAAUUCCCCUCUUUUGCAAUCCCCUCUAUAAAUAGUGGCCUCAAACAGAAGACUGCAAAUUACAGUUCCCCACACCGACAGCUUGACAAUAAAGCCACAUCUAAACAGAUCUGCAAGUCAUAUUCCUAGUAUGGUAUAUAAGAUGAAAACACAGGGAGAGUCUCUUCUACUUCUAUCCCUCGCUUCACCUCCCACUCCCGAUUCCUUCUUCAACACACUGGCACACAAUCGUUUUCCUUUCUUCCCUGCCUAUCUGACAUGCACCCAAGCAUGCAGACUUGAGCUUAUGCACACAUUCUAUUCUCUAGCUCUGUCUGUUUGUCUGUCUUGUUCCUGUAUCUGUCGGAAUCUACUCUGAAUAGACAUGUCAGAAUUUUAAUAAAGGAUAAAAUAUUUUGUGGUCUAUAUGAACUUCUAGAAUAUAAACACAAACAAUUUAUAGAAUGAACCAGCUGCUUUGUUGUCAUGGAAAUACAUUCAAGUAAUCUGUAUGCAAAGUUAUAUGGAAGUGUACUAUCUAUUUUUUUAAAUCUAGCCUUGAAUAUUACAUAACCAAAGUUGAACCCUGAAAGUCUUAUGUUUUGCGUUUGGACCUCUUUUUAUUUCCUUAAGAGAUUUAGACGUGGUGAAAAACAAAAGAUGCACAUGAAACGCGUAUGUACAUAAUCAGAUGUCUAUUUUAUUGUGUCCUCGAGGUCACACAUCAUUUAAGGGAGAUCUACUUUUUGACUGUUAGCCUUCUUGAGUCCCUGGCCCUGUCAUUCGCAUAAUUCCUGAUGGGUUUCGUGAACCUCGUGGAAGCCUAUCCUGCCAACUGCAGACUCUCCACAGCUCUCUCUUUUUUAGCGUGUGUGGUAGUUAGAUUAUUGGACCUUCUAGCAGAGAACCGCUUGCUAAGUACUUUUCACAAACUGAACACAAUGUGGAUCUAAACAAGGAGCACCAUGUCAUGUCACAUGCCGCAGAUCAGCAUGUGGCUGUAAUAUGUAAAUAUGUGUCAGUAAAAUGAUGAUGUCACAAUGACAUGUUGCUCUGUGCUCCAUGCAGUGGACCGUAAUGGUUUACGUUCAAGAACAAAAUAAUUCCUUAACAUUCACAAUGCAACUCGCAUGGUUCUAUCAUUGUACAUCAAGUCAACAGCCAAGAAUUAUCAGCCAACCGCGAGGAGAUGUUGUUUCCAUGGUGAUGCUCUGCCAGUGCUGACUGGUCAGAUGGGUUUGGAGGAAGAGAGGAAGCUUUGCAUUGUGAAAGAAGAGAAUUACCUGCUAAAUGAGACAAACAUAUCAGCACAUCCUCUUGUUGAUUUGAUCAAUUAUUUUGUUCACAUUUGCUUUCGAGUCGUGGGACUGUUUAGAUAACUCAUGUUGUUGAAUUUACAGAGGAAACAAAAUUAGGAAUCUAAAAGCUAAGGGAUAGUUCACCCAAAAAUGAAAAUUCUGUCCUCAGUUGCUCACCCUCUUGUCAUUUCCAACAAAAUAAGAUAUUUAGAAGAAUGUUGUACCCAUUGACCUGUUGGUUUUGUCCACACAAAAGAAGUGAAUGAGUACCGCCGUUGUUCAGUUACCAACAUUCUUCAAAAUUGUAUCUUUAUCUUUUGUGUUCUGCAGUAGAACGAAAGUCAUACAGGUUGGAAAUGACAAGAGGGUGAGUAAAUGAUGACGGAAUUUACAUUUUUGGUGAACUAUCACUUUAAAUGAUAAAGUACACAAUGUACCAUAAGAAAUUCUGCUCUCUCAUUGAGAGGCAAAACCAUGAGAAAUAUAUCAAACAUAGAGUACCUGGAAAAGAAUGGUAGUAUACCAAUGUGAUAUUUGAUGUACUGUAUAGACAAUAAAAUUUUGUUGCGUCUUUACUCACAGCAUGACAUAUAUUGUUCAUUGUUGCAAGGAACUACAGUCGUCUGCUCAUUGUUGAUGGAUUUCAGUGAGCUUAGAUCAAUUCUUUAGAAUCAUAAUUAGGCAUUUUUCACUUUUGUAAAGUGUUGUAAUGGACAAAGUUACCAGUGUAACACUUGGCUACUCACCCUUGUCUCCUUACAGUAAUGAAACCGCAGGAGAACAUUGCUGACUGAGAAAGAUCACAUUCAAUUACCAGAUCGCUUUAUUAAUUCUGUGAAUCAUAUACCACUUUACCCUCUCAUACUAAAAGAUCGCUGAGAAAACGAUCACACACAUGGAUAACAUUUACUAACCAUUCCUGCUAAUGAGGAGGAGGUAUAGGUGUUCAGGAAUGAGAAUUGGAUCAUUUUUGUAAUCAGUACACACAAGUGGGCUCUAGCUUUUCUGCUUCAGAAGUCCUGUCAAUGAGAGGUGUGUUGGGGUCAGCUCUUGUGCCUCCUAACAAACAUGCAGAAGGAGAUGCGUUCGGUGAGUCUGUAUUUCUUAAAAUGAACAAGGCAGGAAAGUGUAUAGAAACAUCCCCAUCAAAGUAGUAAAUAAAUAAACCUGACGUCCGUCCAUUUAUGCAAGUCUUGGAUGGGCUUGCCCCCUUUUCUUCUGCAUGAUGCUUUGGUUUUGAAAACUUGCAUCCUGAUUGAAUAUGUAUUCGUGUUAUUUAUUACUUUUUGUAUAUUGGAUACCCUGUAUCAUUUUUUAGAGGUUAUUUCAUCAAUCUUCUGGAUUUUUUUACAUGCAUAUCAUUUUGUAGGCAGCAAUAUGAUGUGAUGGAAAUGAAAUUAUGUGCAAUGUUGAAAAUUAAAAAAGAAAAAUAUAAUAUAUUCAAUAAAAAAACAAAGAAGGCCAUUUUUAUCUUUCUCCUCUGUGUGCAUUUUUCAAUGAAUGGUUUGUAAUCUGAUCGUCCUUCUCUAAACUCUGCUGUCAUGAUAUCAACUCACAUUCUCCUCUGUUCUGACACUCUGAUCCCCGUUUGUGUUUGUAAGAGAAGCCUGCGAGUUCAUGUAUUGUGUGUCCAACAAGUACCUCACCGAACCCAUUCUGAGGGUGAAGGAAAGGGCGUUUUAACAUGAGGGACGUUUUCUACUUUAUGAGCUCAUUAACUUGUUUUUGACACCUGAUCCGCCAGUCUUUCAUGUAAGGCACAGUUUAAAUAUUUAAAAUGUAAGCUGCAUGGAGCAAUUACUAGACUCUUGGAUAAGCUCCAGACACAGUAGCCGAACUCCCUCUAAAGACAAUGUGCCCGAGCUCACACCCUGCACACAAAAUAGUCCUGCACUCCUCUGCCCUGCACACACACACACUUGCAUGCGGCAUUGUAAACAUCCUCACACUCACAAUAACACUUGAAUGCUGAUGCAGUCCUUUUUCAUAACACAGACUCGCUUGUCCACACCAGCGCACCAAAAUAAAUGAGGUGUUAAUUAGUCCCAGUCUUAUCUUCUGCCAUUCUUUGACUUAAGGGAAGAAGUCACCAGUGGCGAGCGGACAAGAGUCAACAGGUAGUAGGGUACAGGUGACCUUUCUGCUUUAAUUAUAGAUAGCCCCUUUCUCUCUGUGCUUCUUUAUGUACUGUAAACGGCAGAAGCUGACAUGGAAAGAGACAGAUUUAUCUUUGGUUGUUUGCAUUCUGCCUUGAAGGUCAGUGCUUUUGGACUCCGAGGGUGUAAAUCAGCACUGAUAUUUAUAGAUCUGCGCCCAUCAUUGCUGUCUGUAAAAUGGGGUGAACUUGCCAGAGGACCCAAAACGGUCCGUGAGGUUCCCAUCUUGACAUCAACUCGAGGCUACUUGCUUACCCGCUCGCACUU
Triplophysa dalaica is the source of this 8211-nucleotide messenger RNA. It is a transcript of the gene kcna4, whose product is annotated as potassium voltage-gated channel, shaker-related subfamily, member 4. Lineage: Eukaryota; Metazoa; Chordata; Actinopteri; Cypriniformes; Nemacheilidae. The record is from RefSeq and is a predicted model, not a curated record. Bases 175 to 2163 code for a protein of 662 amino acids. The transcript has 3 exons. Gene Ontology annotation, biological process: potassium ion transmembrane transport; protein homooligomerization. Gene Ontology annotation, cellular component: membrane; voltage-gated potassium channel complex. Gene Ontology annotation, molecular function: delayed rectifier potassium channel activity; potassium ion binding; protein binding.